GGGUUUUGGCAGCCGUUCUGAAAAGACCUCUCCACCACUACUACUACUACUACUACUACUACUACUACUACUACUACUACUACUACUACUACUACUACUACCACCUGGCAUUCAUCCCAGAGUGAUAUAAAGCAAAAAAAAAAAAAAGACAAGAGAAACGUGUGAAGGAAGGAAGGAAGGAAGGAAGGAAGGAAGGAAGGAAGGAAGGAAGGAAGGAAGAAAAGAAGGAAGGAAGAAAAGAAGGAAGGAAGAUACAAGAAUGAAUAACAGGCGACAUGAACAGGGGGCGUGGUGGGCAGGGUGGGUUGGUCACAUGCCCCGAGUGACCUCCCUUCUGCAGGAGAGGGCGUGGCUGUCCCCCUGGGUGGUGCCGAAGACUAUAAACUCCAUACUAAGAGCUAUAGGAAUUGUAGCCUUUGCCAACAGCCCCCUCAGCGGUCUCCUCAUCCUGGCGGCCAUGUUUGUAGGCAACCCCGACGUGGGAUGGGCGUGUCUGCUGGCCGGUGUCAUUGGGGUCAUCUUUGCUAAGCUCCUGAACCAGCCAGAGGACCUACUAAAUGACGGAGUGGUGGUCUUCAAUGGUAUACUGGUUGCCUGCAUCUCUGUGGCUGUGUUCCCUUCCCUCUCAGGACACCAGGUGGACUCAAUCUUCUGGGGCUUGCUGGUGGUGAUGCUGGUGGUCACUGCAUACAUUGAUAAGGGUUUAAAUGCCCUAAUGGCCCCUUCAAAGCUGCCCGCCCUAUCCAUCCCCUUCAACAUCGCUGCGGUCCUCUUGCUACUAAGCCUGAGGGGGUCGGUGGGCAUGACAGGCACACACACACCCAACGCAGUGAUGGAAGGCAACGGAAGCGGAGAUGGAAAUGUAAACUUGACUCUCGGUGAUGAAAAUGAGUCGUUGUUGCAGCUCGAGGGAAAUGUUUCGGAGAUUAAUUGGUUGAAGGUAGCGGAGGGCACUGUGUUGGCAGCAGGACAGAUCUACGGCGUGGGCACAAUGGACUCCUCAAUCCUGGUUUUGCUCGGGUUCCUGGUCUUCUCGCCACUCCUUACCACCUUCUUCCUCCUCGGCAGCAUCAUUGGAUCUACGCUGGGUGCGGUGAUGAGUGUGGCGCCCUACAGUGAGGUGUACGCUGGGCUGUGGGGCUACAACGCGAUGCUCUCGGCUGGUGGCACUGUCUAUUUCCUACAUGUCACUCCCUCCUCCACCCUCGCUGCUGUGAUCUGUGCCACCCUUGCCGCCCUCACCCAGGCUGCCUCACUUCAUGUCUUCAGUGCGAUGACAGUCCCAGUGCUAUCCUACCCUUUCAACGUGGCUACCCUCCUCAUCCUGGCCAUCAGCAAAGCCCCUAAUCCGCCCCUGCUGUGGGUCACUAUAAAGACCUUCCCUGAACACCACAUCUUCACCCACCUCAAAGGACACAGAAGGGAGGAUAGUCUGGACCCAGAGGAGAACCACCAAGAAUUCCCUCUCUCCAUCACCAACAAAUAGACAGACAGACAGACAAAGAGACAGACAGACAGAGAGACAGACAGACAGACAGAGGGCAACUUGAUGUAACUGCAAGAGGAGGAGGAGGAGGAGGAGG
Molecule: messenger RNA, 1583 nt
Organism: Portunus trituberculatus (swimming crab)
Lineage: Eukaryota; Metazoa; Arthropoda; Malacostraca; Decapoda; Portunidae
Product: urea transporter 2-like
Exons: 11
Coding region: 260-1486 (408 amino acids)
Biological process (GO): urea transmembrane transport
Cellular component (GO): membrane
Molecular function (GO): urea transmembrane transporter activity
Source: RefSeq, a predicted model, not a curated record